GUUUGGUCCCCCGCGCGCACCGUAGAAGCGUUUUGCCGGGUGGAGGAUUUUACGAAAAAGUUAGCAAACUACAUCUAAACCUAACUGCCAUAUAGGAUAUCUUUAGAAUGGGUCAUCAGCAAUGAUGUUGGAAGAUGACUGAGAAUUUGAAGACGAGAUUUGAGUUCCCCAGCUCCCUCAUUCAAGCUCAGGCUGUGAGGACAUUGGUUGCUGCAGUGCUUAAGGAGAAAGGUCAAAAUGAAAGGAUUUGUCAGUCCUCGACUAAAAGUCUAGCACUGGAGUCACUGUGGGAGCAGUGCAGUAGUGAUAGUACAGUCGUCCGCUCAGCAUGCUGUGAUGCACUGGUGCUGCUCGUGGAGCAGGGACAUGCAGAUUUGCAGUAUGUGCUCAACACCACCCUCAACCUCCUGCCCUCUGCAAGGAAUGUUCAAGGGCUGAUAAAAGUGGUUGGGAGGCUACUACAGAUUCAAGCAAGUCAGCGAAAUACCGACGCAAACUUUACCUGUCCUUAUUCAAUUAGGAGCUUCCCUCAUCCUUACAUUACAGUGCUGGAGAACCGUCCCGACUGCUGGCCCGCUCUACUCCAGGAGAUUGAUGACUUCAUUCAGCUCGCUUCUGACAAAGAUGAGCCAGUAUUUGUGGAAAUGCUGUCUCCUUUCCUCCGUUACCUGUACUGUGAGCCUCAGAGGUUGUCAGAAAAUGCCCUGCUCAGACACAGUCUCCUCAGGGUCCUGCUCAUGCCACGAGGGGCUACUCAGUCUGACAGCCAGCAGGGAAAGGGGACUCUCAGCACUAGGGUGGUCCGUGAGAUGAUACGCAGCCUCUGUAACCUGCUUCCGUACAUGCUGGUGGACAGCGUAACAGCAGUGGUGGAGUUCAGCUCAUUUGCUGAGUCUCUGACCUCAGCUCUGCUCACAGAUCCUGGCUUCUGGAGGAAGGAACUGACCCAGCUCGCACUUCAGCUCUUGUGUGCCUGUCAGCUCAGUGUGCAGCUGGGAGGAGAGCUCAUGUCUCUCCUGCACACACUCCACCAGCUAAUACCUGCUAAUGCAGAGGACAUCCCAUCUGAGCAAGUGAUCAUGGGAAUCUCCCUGCUCUUGCUAAAAGCCUCCACCUCUCAGCAAACUGCCCUCCUAGAGCUCGCUGUGAAGAUUGUCCCACCUGAGAUAUCACCUCCCUGGGGCGCAUCUCUGCUGGUGAUGCCCUUGUUGCAGGUGCUGUCAUGCUCCACCCUCAUGGAGGCUCUAACAGACACCCAAAUACACAUGAAGAACCUUAAACUGGCCAAUUCACUGUUGCAGAUGGUUCAGAGAGAACCUUCCAUUCGAAAAGAGAACUCCACACAACUGACUUUGCCUUUCAGCACAUGGUACAGUGAACUUCAGGUGGCCACCAGCGUCCUACACCGAAUUUCCAUGGACUCAAUGUCUGCUGUGGAAUGGCUUUACUCCCUCCAGUCUUCACUCUCUGUCUGCGAGCAUGUCCCAGAUACUGUUUGUCUGCUGGUCUCCCACCUUAUUAUCAGCAGUCACGGGGACCUCUGCAGGUUAGCGCUGGACGCAGCUGCCGCCAUAGCUGAGAGCGAUCCUGCAAAGGUGCCAGGUCUACUUCCUGUCCUUAUGUUUAAACUGGGCAGAGUGUCCGAUUCAGCUUUGUCUCACUCUGUUCUCUACACUGUGCCAAGACUGGGAACACACAAGUUCUGUAUUCCUCAGGUUCUUCAUGUACUUCAGACUUUGGGCAGUUCACCCAGACUGAGGCCUGUGGCUCUGCGGCUUUUAGCUCUUUUAUGGCAAAAACAGGACCGUGUAUAUCCAGACCUGCAGAGACUGAUGUCACAGCUUGAAAGAUCCUCUGUGGUCAUUGGAAAAGAGACUCAGUGGGAGCAGAUUUUGGCUAGGGCGGCCUGUGUCAGGGACAUCUGCAGGGAGAGGCCGUACCAGCAUGGAGGAGACAUGCUGGCCGCCAUCACUGACACACUGACACAGUUCUCCAGGAAGGAUCAAGCCACCCCUGUUGCUCUGGCACUGCAAGGCUUACUGGAGCUCUGUAGAGCUGAGGUAGUUGAUAUCAGGUCUACAUGGAAAGCUCUCUCUCCUAAGUUGUGCUGUGAUACCAGACCCCUGGUUCUAAAUGUCACCGCUGAACUGCUGGCAUUGAUACCUGCUUUGAAUGUCAAAACAGAAGAAUAUGAGAAGUUCAGAAAUGAGGCAGUCAAUGUUUUAUGGGGCUAUGCUCUUAGUCAGGACCCAGAGGUUGCAAGCCAUGGUUUCAAAGCCCUCUCCGAAUUCCCUGAACCUUCCCACACUAUUUUACACCUACCAGAGCAGGCCAGACCUGUUCCAAAGCAGCCGGACAGUGAGGACGAAGGGGAAGAAAAUGAGAAUGAGGAGAAAGAUGAAGAUAUUUCAGUGCCAGGGGCAUCAUAUGUGAAGCUAGUUCGACUCACGGCAAGACCGGUUUUAGCAGCCCUUGAGACGUUCCUAACAGCACUAGUGAGGCAGGAGAUGAGUCAAAUGCCCCGUGGAGUGUACCAUUCAGCCCUGAGUGGAGGAAAUUUGCGCUCUGACCAGGGAAAAACUGUGUCUGGAAUUCCUUCUUUCAUGUUGAAAACAUAUGAGAAGAACAAGCAGCCAGGAUUGAAACCUGGUUUAGCAGCUGGGCUUCUGCUCUGUUAUGACCUUCCUGUUCAGACUGACAAAGAUGGACGCCCAAUUACCCGCUUCCUUGUCAGCAGAGGGCGGAGCUAUCAACAAAUGUUAGCCACCCUUAUUCAUGAGGUGAACAUCCAGCCAUCUGAGUGGCACCGUUCUCUGCUCUUGCCCCAGGCCUGGCGGGGCUUCAUGAGCCGUGCUUACCAUGCAGUUCUCCAGGGUCGAAAGGCAGAGCUGGAGAUGCUACAAAAGCAGGGUAAAGAGAGUCCAGAAGAGCUGCAGUACAAACAGCACUGUGCCUGGCUCUGGGUCAGGGACAAACUAACUGAUGUGGUCAAAUCUGCUGCCAAAGACAGUCCGGUUGUUCAGGGCAAUUCUAUCCUGGCAUUAAGUGGUCUGGCUGUUGUAUUAACCAGAUAUGAGAGCAACCUUCCUGCUCAGUCUGAAAGUGGACCUGAGGUGGGUCCAGACAUCCUGCCCACGGCUCAUUGGCUGUCUAUGGUGAUCGACACUCUGCUCAGCAUUGUGAGCAGUAACAGUAACCCUAAAGGACAAGUCUUCCCUUGGUUCAUUCAUCGCUCUUACUCCGGUGAAAACACUGCUAGUGUGAUCGCCCGGUCCUGUGCUGCUCUGGGUCUGGCACUGCUGGUGCCCGUGUUGGUGAUGUCACGCAGAGAGAGUGUGCCCGCUAUACUGGGCACACUAGCAGCAGGGCUGCCGGGGUCGCCCACGGCAGACGAAUCUCAGGCAGUUCAAUUCCACGGCGGACUGACUCUGGGCAUGUUCCUAGCGUGGCUGCAUGAUGAAAGAGUCAGUGAUAUAUCUGGACAGUCUGUGACGGAGCUGCUGAUGAAACAUCUUGAGCCUCUAGAAGCUUGCACUUUCAAUCACAAUCUGGAGUACAAUGCUGGUUGUGUGUUAGGUGUUGGGUUGGUGCUGAGUUCUCUGAGCUGCAGUAGUCAGUCUGAGCGUGAUCGUGCCCAUGUUUCUCUGACUCUGGACAAACUCCUGCAGACACUGCAGGACAGCAGCAGUAUGGGCCGCAUGCUACAGGAGGUUUUGGCCUAUUCUGUGGCGUGUGUUGGUGUAUCAGCAUUCAGCUCUGGCAUUAUUGAGGCCAUUAAAGCAGAGGAAAUCAUGAACACACUUCGCUCUCUGACAGAGGAAAGCCAACAGACACCAGGCUUUGCUUUGGCAUUGGGACUGACAGUGUAUGGUCUCUCUUCCUGUGGUCAUGGUAAAGCUGUGGACAUCCAGCCUCGCUUGUUGGCUGCCUGGACCAAGAUACUGCUGGCAGAGGGUUGUCCCACAAUGCAGAGGCUGUCUGCCCUCAAUGGACUGAUCGCAUUAGUGGGAUCAGAGACUGCUCUCAUUCAGCUAAAGAGUGAAUCAGAGCAAUCUUCUCAGCAGCAGGGCAGACUGAAUGAGGUCAUACGAGCCAUUACACAGAUCAUCACUUUCUCGGGGACGAUUGGCCUGCAGUCGAACGGGGCAUGUCUGCUUGGACACCUGCAUCUGGCCCACAUGUCCAGUAGCCAGAGUCGAACUGCAGUUCCUCAAGACUUUGGUUACCUCCCAGAGAAAAGUGUCAUCCGGGCAAGUGUAGACUUCAUCACUGAAGCAGGAAGGAAAGGGCCUGAGUUCACUCCUCCACACUUAGUAAAGACAGUGCUAGCAGCAUUAGGCACAGUUGGCGGAAGCUUCCAGUAUCCUCCAGUCAAUUGGAGUGCCAUUCUCUCCCCGCUGAUGAGACUCAACUUUGGUGAGGAGGUGCAGCAUCACUGUUUAGAGUUAGCCGCCAGUCAGGUCCAGUCCUCCCAGAGUGCUUCACUUUUCCUUGGGAUUUGGCUUGCACCUCCCCUGGUUCAUAGCCUGAGUCUCCGCACCAGGGCUCAUCUGUACAAGUGCCUGAGCUGUUGGAUGAAGCAUGUGGCUGAAGACAAACUGCAGGUGUAUGUGGACAGUCUUGCAGCCCAACAGUUUGAUCCAGACACACGUCCCCAGCGCCUCCCCCUCUGCCUCUCCAUCCUGCACGGCCUGUCCAAAGCCAUGACUGUCCCCAACCCUCCCCAGAACUGCUGGACCACCCUUUGCUCUACCACUGAAAAGAUCUACAACCUCUUACCUGACAAUAUACAGGCUGGCGAGGUGCACCUGUAUGAAGAGAUAUGUUCAUGUCUGUCUGAAAUGAGCGACACAGAGAUAGACCGUAUAGUCAAAGUCACUGAGGCUAAUGUGGAAAAGACAGCUUUCAUCCUAUCCUACCUGACUUCUAAAGGCAGAGUCCCUCUCCUUAGUCUCAAUGAUGUCAUCAGUACCAUUCUCCAGGUGGGCAAUAAGAAACAAAUCAGCUGGCUUCUCCUCCAGGGCCUCCACCAAUCACGAUUCGCCUCUAGUCCCAAUACAGGUGUCUCUAAAAGAAUGGAGUGGCUAUUGGACUUAAUGGGCCAUAUCAGAAAUGUUGCAUACGGAUCUCCCACAGUUAAAUGUGUCAAUGUUUUGGAGGGAACAGACUUCCUCCUCAGUGUGUUUGCAGCAGCAGUUGUGUCUUGGGCCGACCAUUGUGUGCCACUUCUCGUUGGCAUCAGAGCCCAGUGGUUUCCAUGGCGACAGUCCUCUCAGACAUCAGAACUGUCCCAUGACCUCUAUGUCAACCCUGUUACCACCGAGCUGUCAGUGUCAUCAUGCCUACUUGGAAUCCCUUCCAGCAUGAAGCAACUGCUUGCCAAAGAGCCAUGGAAGUCCCAGUCACAGAAGUUCAUCGACUGGCUCUUCAGUAUAACUGAAGGUCCUGUGCAGGGUUUCUCCAAGACUUCCAUUCUCACUGCCAAGGCAAACCUAAUGGCUCUGAGAUCCACCCCCGAGUUCAAGAAGAAGACUGUGUGGACUAGAGCGUAUGGCUGGUGAUCUUAAUGAAGCAUCAGUCUCUGAUUUAAAGCUUUAGCACACAGAGGACACAUUUGUUUAACUGACUGCAUUAAGAAAUAUCUAGAUAACAAAACAAAUGUUUGACUACGAAGUGUAAUGGGAAACAUUGUGUGCUAGAGACCAGAAGGAACACUGGCAUAUUAACUAGAUUGAAAGUUGGUGUGUCAGAGUAUUCAAAAUUGAUUUUGCCAUUUUCUUUAUAAACAUGACAAAUGUAUACAUAAAUAUAUACUGUAUGUGCCACAUUAAGUUUCUUUUAUUUUCUAGGUCUGCGUACUAAGGCCUUCUAUUAAAAUUAAGCUUGCUCUGUUUGCAUAAAUUUGUAAAAACUGUGCCGUGACAGAAAAAAGGUUGGGAAACACUGACCUAAACCACAAAGAGGUUCAAACCAAUCCAGCCCAUCUGGCACCAAAAAACGUCUAAAAGAAAACACACAGCAAUAUGAAAGUUCUGCAAUGCUUACCGAGAUGGCUGGGACAACGUCAAACUUUUAUUGGCACUUAGAAAGGAAGCAUAAAGAAAGAUAAGCUAAGUGUAAGUGAUGCUAGCAAAGCUAGCUAACUAACGUUAGCAAUCUGCCUCUUGCUGCAUUCCAUUCAACUCGGAAAAUCGGAUUUUCCAACUUCCUGCUGGGAAAAGUGCAAUGGAAUGCCACUUGAAGUCGUAAUUACAACCUGGGAAGUUGUGCGGAAAUUUUAAACUCCGAUUUUGCCAAAACAUGGUAAAUUAUACUCUCUUUUGAUAACACUACGUAACAAUGAUUUUUUUUUUUUUUUUUUUUUUUUUUUUUUUGGGGUUCCUGGGUAGUAAGUGUUAUUCCCUAAUUGCUUAUGCCUCAGAAGUAUAGAAAAUGGCUAUUAUUCCCCACAAACUUUGCUUUUGUGACCAGGACAGUGAUAUUUUGAAAUGUACCUAUUUCCAAUGAGAAAACAGGUGAAUUUGUGUCUUUUCGUUCACAUAAAGUCAGAAAAAAACAACAUAUAAAUCCAAAUUAACAUGUAUUUAUACUAAAGUAAUACAAAAAUGACUACAAAAGAUUUAGAAGUGAGUAGUUUUUCGAGAUUUACAAUU
Messenger RNA from Myxocyprinus asiaticus (Chinese sucker), 6653 nucleotides. RefSeq names its product focadhesin-like. Bases 135 to 5561 code for a protein of 1808 amino acids. The record is from RefSeq and is a predicted model, not a curated record. NCBI's taxonomy places the organism in Eukaryota, Metazoa, Chordata, Actinopteri, Cypriniformes, Catostomidae. The transcript has 44 exons. Gene Ontology annotation, biological process: regulation of post-transcriptional gene silencing.